AAUAACUGUAAAUAUUUGUCAAAGUUAAAUAGCUUAUUAGUCUACAAGGGGAUUACAAAAGGCAUCGCAUUAUUUUCAUUUAAAUUCACCACACAUAAUUCGAGCAAUUUUUAUAUUUUCUUACGAAAACUUAAAAGUAUUGUCUCCCGAUUUAAUAUAGGUAUUAAUUUUUGAGUAAAAGUGGAAAUGUUUAAAUUAAUCGAAUGCAUCGUUCGUAUCUUUUUGUGCGCUUUGAUAGUUCUGCGCCCUGGUUUAGCGAUGAUACCCGAAGAUAUAAUGGACUACUCGUGUACGGACGAUGAGCAUUGUCAGUAUUACGUAGCGGAAAGUAUUAUUUCGGCCUGCUUUAAGGGCAUUUGUCAUUGUUACAACAACCAAACGAAGAUGGACGUUAUUUGCGAACCGAAUAUUCUCCGCACGAAUAACAUUAUUGGUGGUCACUGUCCUUGCAAUCUCCCGCAUGCCGAAUGUCAUCAAUCGGAUCAUCUCUGUUACUGCGAGGAGAACUAUGUGCCCACAAAGGACAAGAGACGGUGCAUACUUAAUUCUUUAAAAUAUAUCUUUGUAGGGGAAGUGUCAUUGGGCGGACCGUGUGAAACGGACGAACAAUGCCUGUUUUCGACUAUAUUCAGUCACUGCGAUGAGGUCACGAAGAAUUGUUCAUGCAAUGUUGACUUUUAUGCGAAAAACUCCACAUGCCUAUCGCAAACCAAGCUUAGAUCUAAAUGUAAUGACAAAAUGGAUUGUGGGCCGCACAAAACUUGUUUACCAGACAUUGGUGAGUGCGUUUGCGAACCGAGCUAUGUAAGCGCAAACACUUCGGAGGAUUGUCUACCGGGACGAAAGCUCCACGAAGACUGUGUGGACACGACACAAUGCUACGCGAUUAUGGGACCGGGUGCAGCCUGUGAGAACGGAAAAUGUCGCUGUAGAGAGGAAUAUGUGAUAGUGACGAAGAAAGGCACCGGACACAGUUAUAGUGUUGCCAUGGGAAGCGUCUGUAAACCCUUAGCGCAAAUCGGUCAGUAUUGCAGCCUUCAUGAGCACUGUCACAAUGAGGAUGAGAACGAGAAUGAGCAAUUGAUGGAAUGCGAUCAUGGUGAAUGCGUCUGUCGGUUCGGCAUAAAAAACAAAUCACCCUGCAGCUUGUCCACGGCCGCAACUGUAAACAUCAACAAAACUCUCCUAUGGCUCAUAUUGGCGAUGGCGGGUUUGCAAAUGUAUACUUUAAGAUGGGAAAAACAUGUUUAAACUAUUUUGGAAAAUUCAAUCGGUACCAGACCUUAAUUGUCUGUAAUUUGAUUGAUUUCAAUUCAGUUGUUUUCUUAUAACAUAGCUUGGAAAUGAAAUAAAAUAUCACGAUUUAUUUAAAUGAAGAUGCACCUUUUUGAUGUGGGUAAGAGAUAUAAGAGAAUAAAGGUCGCCUAUUGGUAGCCAUUCGGAGUUGAGCAGAUACAGCUUUAGUUCGCCUUAACCUUCGAUUACUCCAUAGCACCACUACAGAGUGGUAAAUAAAGGCUUCAAAUGUCAAUGGCUAAUGAAAAAAGCAAUUUAACAGAGUAAUACAUUUGUCUCUCACUUUAUUGUUGUAGUUGAUAUACAUAGUUUCAUAAAUUUUAUUUUUUACAUACAUACAUAAAUUGUAAUAUUAAAUUUAUAUAUAUGUAAUAGUUUUUUCUACAUUUUUGAUCCCGCUAUUGCGUUCUAGUUUACAACAAACAUUAUUAAGAAUUAUUGUCACUGGCAAUUAUCAUUAUCCAGUGGUGGUUAGUUUCAACAAAUUUAACAGUAUGCCCCGUGAAAGAAAUGAAAAGCAAUUCAAAAGCUGUGAAAAACAGGAGAAAACAACAAAAAUAAAGACUCAUUAACUCUCACUUUACUGACUGGUUGGCUAAUUGUGCCGAAUCGUUGCGAUAGAUGCUCGCCAAGCCAACCAAGGGGUCCAAGGAAAAGACGUGUGUUUGUAUUUGUGUGCGUGUGAGACGAGUUGGGAUAUAUUUUUUAAUACUUGAAGUAACAUGCAUGCAUGAAUAAAACAUUAUUGCGUUAAUUAAAAAUAACUUUAAAUUGGAAUGCUCUAUAUGUAAGUGUGUGUGUGUGUGCUUUUAGCUUUGACUUCAAACGUUAGAACUUAGAACUAAAAAAAAUGUGAGAACAAACAAGUUUGAUCGCAACUGCGACUGGUGGUUGGGCUGCGUUACUUAGGAUCAGAGGGUUCUUUAACAUUUUUUUUUUCGAUAAAAUAAAAUAAAACAAAAUUAUAUAAUUGUAGCAGACGCAAAAACCUGAUAUAAUUUACAAGAUCUUACAAUGAACGAAUAAAAACACGAAAUAACACAUUUAUGCUGCGUUUUUACAGUGAUUCACAUUUCACAAUUAGUUAUUUACAUUCUUAUUACUGUGUACGUGUGUUAUCGGUGUUUAUGCUUUAUAUAACAAUGAAUUUAGCAAGUAUAGUAGGUUUAAUUACUUCCAUAAAGUGCAUACAAUUUGUCUAACACAUUUAUAAUUUAAGUAUUUGUAAUAAAAUAUUUGAACGCCACACAUAGCGGACGUGUGAAUCAUCAAGCGCGUCUCAAUUACAAUUUUCUGUCUCCUAUUUUGCUAAAUAUCUUCGUUCGGCCGUAAUUAAUUAGUUUCACUUGCAGUUUCACUUCCAGUUGCAGUUUGAAGCAUAUUUCACAUUUUUCCCAUUUCAUAUUUAACUUACUAUCGAUGCUUGCUACAUAUAUUAA
Molecule: messenger RNA, 2735 nt
Organism: Zeugodacus cucurbitae (melon fly)
Lineage: Eukaryota; Metazoa; Arthropoda; Insecta; Diptera; Tephritidae
Product: cell death abnormality protein 1
Exons: 6
Coding region: 187-1251 (354 amino acids)
Source: RefSeq, a predicted model, not a curated record